CUCUCUUCACUAAUUACGUUUGUCCCUCCUAUGCAUAGAUUUUGUAAUUGCAUUAAUAAUCCUACCAUUCUUUAUCCAUCCAUAAUUUCAACACCUCUAUAAUUCGAACCUUUUCAGGAUAUUCCCCUUAAAUCAUGACUCUUUGCUUCUCUAUUUAAGCCAGCGUUUGGCGUGUGCUAGCCCAGAGCAACUAAUACCCAAGAGAUUAGAGGGAGAUGGGUUCUUCUUCUCCUUCUUCUUCUUCUUCUAAUUACUGUUAUUAUUUUUAUCGUCUCCCUCUUUUGCUUGCUUUAGUUUUGAGCUUUGCUGGUAAUUGUAAUGGAGGAAAGACGAGUUCUUUUGUUAGGAAAGUUGAGAAGGCCAUUGAUAUGCCACUGGAUAGUGAUGUCUUCAGAGUGCCUCCUGGUUACAAUGCACCUCAGCAGGUUCAUAUAACUCAAGGUAGCCUUAAUGGUGGAGCCAUGACAAUAUCAUGGGUGACCCAAGAUGAGCGAGGUUCAAGCAAAGUACUCUACGGCACAUCCGAGCACAAUCUUGAGUUCUCAGCUGAAGGCAGAGUUACUAACUAUACAUACUAUAACUACACUUCAGGCUUUAUCCAUCAUUGUACUCUACGAAGAUUGAAGCACAACGUGAAAUAUUACUAUGAGGUUGGAAUCGAUCAUUCACCUAGAAGAUUUUGGUUCAUUACUCCUCCUCAAGUUGGCCCUGAUGUUCCUUAUACCUUUGGCCUUAUAGGCGAUCUUGGGCAGAGUUAUGAUUCCAACAGUACACUUACUCAUUACGAGAAUAACCCAAUUAAAGGACAGACUGUGCUGUUUGUUGGUGAUCUCUCUUAUGCGGAUAAUUACCCGAAUCAUGAUAAUGAGAGAUGGGAUACUUGGGGGAGAUUUGUGGAGAGGAGCACAGCUUAUCAGCCUUGGAUUUGGACUGCAGGAAACCAUGAGCUUGAUUUUGCUCCUGAAAUCGGUGAGACCAAGCCAUUCAAGCCAUAUAGGCAUAGGUACCAUGUUCCCUAUAAAGCUUCUGGAAGCACAUCCCCAUUCUGGUACUCCAUCAGGCGGGCCUCAGCACAUAUCAUUGUUCUUGCAUCAUAUUCAGCUUACGGUAAAUACACUCCUCAAUACAAGUGGCUUGAAGCUGAGCUGCCAAAAGUUAACAGAACAGAAACACCGUGGCUUAUUGUUCUUUUGCAUUCGCCAUGGUACAAUAGCUACAACUAUCAUUACAUGGAAGGAGAAUCAAUGAGAGUUAUGUUUGAAUCAUGGUUUGUAAAAUAUAAAGUGGAUGUCGUGUUUGCAGGUCAUGUACAUGCCUAUGAACGCAGCGAACGCAUAUCAAAUAUCGCAUACAACAUUGUGAAUGGGGAAUGCAUGCCAACUCCUGAUCAAUCGGCUCCUGUGUACAUAACUAUCGGUGAUGGAGGAAACCUCGAAGGACUUGCCACUAACAUGACAGAGCCACAACCCAGCUACUCUGCGUAUAGAGAAGCAAGCUUUGGACAUGCCACUUUCGAUAUCAAGAACAGAACUCAUGCCUACUAUAGUUGGCACCGGAAUCAGGAUGGUUAUGCUGUAGAAGCUGAUUCAAUGUGGUUUUAUAACCGUUUUUGCCACGCUAUUGAUGAGUCUGCUAAAUAUUAUUCAUAAUAUUGGAUGUAAACUUACAUUGUUCUUAUUAGUUGUAGAGACAGUCUUUUUUCCCCACAUUUUGGUUGAGAAUCAUAUAUUCCAGUUAUUGGAUAGACUUAUUUAUCCUCAUACCGGUAAAUAAAUUUAGUUUAGCAUUUUAUGGAUGAA
This is a messenger RNA of Asparagus officinalis (garden asparagus), 1799 nucleotides long. RefSeq names its product purple acid phosphatase 2. The record is from RefSeq and is a predicted model, not a curated record. The transcript has 8 exons. The coding region runs from base 216 to 1649 and encodes 477 amino acids. Gene Ontology annotation, molecular function: acid phosphatase activity; metal ion binding. Lineage: Eukaryota; Viridiplantae; Streptophyta; Magnoliopsida; Asparagales; Asparagaceae.